AUGGCCACGCCCCUUUUCGUCCCGCCCCCCGCCAUUACUGCACCUCUUAUCACUGUACCUCUUAUCACUGUACCUCUUAUCACCGUACCUCUUAUCACUGUACCUCUUAUCACUGCACCUCUUAUCACUGUACCUCUUAUCACUGUACCUCUUAUCACUGCACCUCUUAUCACUGUACCUCUUAUCACUGCACCUCUUAUCACUGCACCUCUUAUCACUGUACCUCUUAUCACUGCACCUCUUAUCACUGUACCUCUUAUCACUGUACCUCUUAUCACUGUACCUCUUGGUACCGUACUUUUUGUUACUGUACCUCUUGUUACCGUACCUUUUGGUACCGUACCUCUUGGUACCGUACCUUUUGGUACCGUACCUCUUGGUACCGUACCUUUUAUCACCGUACCUCUUGGUACCGUAUCUUUUAUUACUGUACCUCUUGGUACCGUACCUCUUGUUACCGUACUUUUUAUCACUGUAUCUCUUGGUACCGUACUUCCUAUCACCGUUUUAACAAAGGAUAUGGUACCAAAAGGCGCGGUAACAAGAGGUUCGGUACUAAGAGGUACGGUAACAAGAGGUACAAUAACAAAAAGUACGGUACCAAGAGGUACAGUGAUAAGAGGUACGGUACCAAGAGAUACAGUGAUAAAAAGUACGGUAACAAGAAGUACGGUAGCAAGAGGUACAUUAACAAAGAUACGGUACCAAAAGAUACAAUAA
Molecule: messenger RNA, 720 nt
Organism: Brugia pahangi
Lineage: Eukaryota; Metazoa; Nematoda; Chromadorea; Rhabditida; Onchocercidae
Source: the annotation of a GenBank genome assembly